AUGACGCUGAACGCCUACUUGGGCAACAACCGUUCCAUGCUUGUCGGCCUCUUCCGCAUGGGCGGCGCCGUCAUCCUCCUCACCAACGGCCGCCUCUGUGACCGGCGUCGUUCCAAGUACCAGCUGAUCCACACCAACAAGGGCGUCGACAAUCACAGCUACUCCUACAUCACACAGGAGUGGGACAAGGAGGGCAAGGUCGGCGUCGUACUAUCUAAUAGGACAAGUAAGGUGGAACCCUCGAAAUUGAGGUUGAGAUCCUCUGUCCUCAAAAUGAUGUAUCUCCUCGUCGAUUGGACGGAUUAA
Molecule: messenger RNA, 306 nt
Organism: Zingiber officinale
Lineage: Eukaryota; Viridiplantae; Streptophyta; Magnoliopsida; Zingiberales; Zingiberaceae
Product: 3-ketoacyl-CoA synthase 16-like
Exons: 1
Coding region: 1-306 (101 amino acids)
Biological process (GO): fatty acid biosynthetic process
Cellular component (GO): membrane
Molecular function (GO): acyltransferase activity, transferring groups other than amino-acyl groups
Source: RefSeq, a predicted model, not a curated record